AUGUUGAAAGAAGGAAUUCGGGGUGUUGGUUUUAUUAUAGGUGAUUCUAAUGGUAACCUUGAGGGAGCAGUUGCGAUGCGGGCGCCUGUUAUGGUCUCCAUCCUUGCGACAGAAUUAUAUGCGUUGAAGGCUGGCCUUCUUUUUGCGAUUGAUGCUUCCUUUAUACCUCUGAUGGUUGAAUCCGAUUGUCUGAAUGCUGUAAACAUGAUCAAUAGCGGAGAUGUCUGCUUUGCCACCGAGGGGGGGUCUAGUGGAGGAAAUCCGAAGGCUGCUGCACCAUAA
Molecule: messenger RNA, 282 nt
Organism: Prunus armeniaca (apricot)
Lineage: Eukaryota; Viridiplantae; Streptophyta; Magnoliopsida; Rosales; Rosaceae
Source: the annotation of a GenBank genome assembly